This is a messenger RNA of Metarhizium acridum CQMa 102, 375 nucleotides long. The record is from RefSeq and is a predicted model, not a curated record. NCBI's taxonomy places the organism in Eukaryota, Fungi, Ascomycota, Sordariomycetes, Hypocreales, Clavicipitaceae.
AUGGCUUCCGACUUUCCCUACGUGAAGAAGAUGACCCCCGAGGGCCAUGUUUUUCCGUCUCAAAGGCUGCGCCGAAUUUGCGACCCCGAUAGAACUCCCUUGGUUCUAGUUGCUUGUGGUUCAUUCUCUCCUAUCACAUUUCUCCAUCUGCGCAUGUUUCCUAUGGCGCGCGACCAUGCUCGCGGUGAAGGUGUGUCCCACACCGGAUCUGUUCGAAACCUCUGGAAAUCCUCGCCGGACUAUGUAACUUACCAAUAUGGUUGCGCAACGUCAACGGGAUUCCAUGUCAUUGGAGGAUAUCUCUCACCAGUGUCAGACGCCUAUAAGAAAAAGGGUCUUGUUCCCGCGCACCACCGUAUCCAGCUGUGCGACUAA